Musca domestica (house fly) is the source of this 2379-nucleotide messenger RNA. RefSeq lists its product as uncharacterized. Bases 268 to 2151 code for a protein of 627 amino acids. The record is from RefSeq and is a predicted model, not a curated record. The transcript is spliced from 4 exons. Lineage: Eukaryota; Metazoa; Arthropoda; Insecta; Diptera; Muscidae. Gene Ontology annotation, cellular component: nuclear body. Gene Ontology annotation, biological process: positive regulation of DNA-templated transcription.
AGUCACUCUGCCCAGUCGAUUGUGUUUGCGUGUGCCGUGCAGUUGUUGUUCUGUCGUUUUUAUAUUAUGCUUAUUGUUGUAUUCCAAAUGUAAUUGAAAUGAAAAUAUUAAAUUCCAUUCGUAGUGUUUGGUUACGGGUCAAACCAUAUAAAAGUGUUCAAUAAUUGUUUGUGAAUGAUCAAAGAAAAAAAUAAUUGUAGCAAGAAAGCUCUCUAUAAAAUAUACCUGAUUUCCCGAAACAAUUAUAGGCAUCAGUGAUAAAACAACAUGAGUUCAAAGCAAAGUGCGCGUCUAAAAACUAAACGAAAGCCUGGCGACCCUUGGAUAUCGAAAAAUCGUGUCCUCAAUCCCUCGAAGGCAAAACGUAAUUGUCCAAUCUAUCGCAAUCCCAAUUUUGAUACAGACGAAACCAAGUUGCUGAUACAAUUGUGGGGUGACCCAAAGGUUCAACGUGAAUUGAUUACCACACACAAAAAGCAUUUGGUUAUUGCUCAGUUGGCUACAAAGAUGGAAGAGUAUGGCUACUAUCGUUCACCGGAGGAGAUAACCACACGCAUCAAGAACAUGAAGUGUUUCUAUAAUCGUCUGAAAAAGGAAAUGGAAUCGAAUAAAGACAUGGAUCCUUCGUGGCGUCAUUAUGCCGACAUGGAUGCCAUUAUGACACGGCCCAUAUUUAGUGUGCGUCCCAAUGAGGUGCCGGCACCAUCGCUUAAAUAUCUUAUGGAACAGGAGGAGGAAAAGAGGAAAGAACGCAAGCGCAAAGCCGAAGAGGAAGGAAUUCAUGUAUCGGAUAGUGACGACGAUAUUGAAGACGUUCUCGCAGUAUCAGUGGCUAGAAGAGACUCAAGGAGCAAAGAAAAUAAUAUUGUCGAACCUCAUGCUGAAAUUGAACUUGAAGUGGAUGAGGAAACAUUAGCUGCAAUUGAAAAAGGCGGAAACCAACCGAAAUUUACAGCUCCGAAGGAAAAUAAAAAUAAAACUGGCCAAGCAUCUGACGAAUUGAUGAUUAAAAUGGAAAUAGAAUCUGAAGAAUAUCUGACGAUAAAUGAGCAGGAUACAUCGCCGAACAAAUCACAAGAUACUCAAAAAUCCCAAAGAAACGAUGAAGAAUUAUUAGUACCGAAAGUGGAACCAAUAGAUGUAGAUGACGAAGAAUUUCAAUGUGAGCGGCAAAACAAUUCAGCACCAAAUCUUGUAAGAAUAUUAAAUAAACCCACAAGUCAGAGCAAUACAACCGGCACAAGUUCCAGUGUAUCCUCCGUAACACCAUCAAAAAUAUCUGUAGUGUCGCCGACAAUUCUUAUGCCAACUACGGGCCAAGCCACAACAGCGGUAAUAAAUACCCAAUCCCCGCGUCAAAUGCACUUUAGUGGUAACCUGCAAGCGUUACUGGCAUCUUCAACAGCUAGACAAACUGUAACGGCAUCGAAUGGAAUGAAAUUUAUUUUGGUAAAUGCUGCAGAUCAUAGAGGAGCUCAAAUAACGACAACAACAGCAGCUCCACUCCCAACAAUAACUCAAAACAACAUUAUGCCGCAACAAAACAGUAAUAGCAUACAACAACCUCAGAAGUCUCAGCAGACAGUGAAAACCCCGCCGAAGAAUGUUCAAAACAACACGGCACGAAAACGGCUUUUGGAAACUAGCUCACCCGAUCGAGAUACAUUGAGGAAGCGAGAAUUAUCAGGAAUUAAAAGUACUCUGCAAAAACUUCUGAAGGCCAAAGAAGAAUCUAAUGAAAUGGCAGCACAACGUUUGGCCCUUGAACGCGAACGUUUGCAAUUCGAGCGAACGAUAGCUGAAAAGUUUUUGGGCAUAUUCGAGCAAAACCAAAAAAUUCAACAACAAUUGAUACAACAACAAAUUCAACAAAAUCAUCAUCAUCAAUCGCAUCAGAGACCAACAACGACACAACAAAUAUUUACCACAACCACGGGAAAUCCUGCUACAGCUACAGCCAUACAAAACCAGGGACAAAUAAUGAUACCGCCUAAAUUGUUAAUAACAACAAUGGUUCCCACAUCGGUGGCCACGUCCAGUGCCGGUAGUGCUAAUACAAAAGUUAUAACAACGGCGAAUAUUAAAAAUGUAACCAAUACGCUAACAGUCGAACAGCCAUUGCUAAUACCCAAAGAAGAACCCCUCGAUUAGAUUGAUUGAAUGUCUGUGACAUUUAGAAUUUACUAUAAAAUUUAAGUAGAAUAUAUAGUUUUUAAUUUUCUGUUUUUGUUUUCUUCAAUUCCAUACACAUUCCAUGAACUAUUUUAUGCAAUAUAUAUUUUUUUUAAUUCUAGUCACUAUUUUUCAUAUGUUAAAUGUAAAAUUAAAUAUAAUUAUAUUAUAUUUGAAUAUAGUAAACAACACAGAAUGAAUUAUAUU